Purpureocillium lilacinum is the source of this 282-nucleotide messenger RNA. Lineage: Eukaryota; Fungi; Ascomycota; Sordariomycetes; Hypocreales; Ophiocordycipitaceae. The record is from RefSeq and is a predicted model, not a curated record.
AUGCGACCGCACCCACUUCUCCGAAGGCCGUGCUCAUUCGCUAUCGAGGCCAAGAGCACCAACUACUGCAGCCGGCGUCCUGCAGCUCUGCUGGACUGCCAUUCGCGGCGGUGUCCUUCGCCAGGUGCCACUUCACGGUCCCAAGCGGCCGAGCUGGCUGCGUUCGCUGCACCUGACGCACACACGUCCGUUCGAGCAGCGUCUGCUUCCCCCUUCAACCUAGCGCGCCCAGCGUCGACCAGAAGCUCAUUACGAAGGGUGUACUGUAUGUUCUCGCGUUGA